Didymosphaeria variabile is the source of this 1938-nucleotide messenger RNA. RefSeq names its product Signal recognition particle subunit SRP72 (gene srp72). The record is from RefSeq and is a predicted model, not a curated record. Lineage: Eukaryota; Fungi; Ascomycota; Dothideomycetes; Pleosporales; Didymosphaeriaceae. The transcript has 3 exons. Bases 1 to 1938 code for a protein of 645 amino acids. Gene Ontology annotation, cellular component: signal recognition particle, endoplasmic reticulum targeting. Gene Ontology annotation, biological process: SRP-dependent cotranslational protein targeting to membrane. Gene Ontology annotation, molecular function: ribosome binding; protein binding; 7S RNA binding.
AUGGCCGCCUCAAUCAAGUCCCUUUCCGCCCUCCUCGCACAGGCGACCAUCGACGAUCACGAAGAGUCUCUCCAGACCGCCAACGCCGCUAUCAAAAAGUCAAAGACAGACACACAAGCGCACCACGUGAGAGCAGUAGCGCUCCUGCAUCUCGAUAGGUUCGAUGAUGCGCUCAAGGUCUUCGAGGGCGUUAAAGAGCUGCAGGAAACGGCGCGCUUUCACUAUGCGUACACGCUGUACAAGACGGGUAAUGCGGCGAAGGCUGUAGAGGUCGCUGGUGCGGAAAUUGAGAACGCGGCCCGCGGCAUGAAGCAUGUGCUUGCACAGGCUGCGUACCGCUCAGAGAAUUUCGCUCAGGCCUCGCGAGUGUACAGGGGACUGGCCAACCAGGGCGCUGAAACCGAAGAAUACGAUAUUCGCAUCAAUUCUGGCGCCACGGACGCGCAAUUAGAGUGGUUUGGGCAAGGCGAGCUUGCUCAGAAAAAGAAGCCGGCACGAGAGGAUCUCGACGUUUUCGAAACGGCGUACAAUGCAGCAUGCGCGAGCAUAGCACGCGGCGAAUUCGCGCAGGGAGAUAUAUGCCUGAAGCGGGCGAUAGACCGUUGUAAUGAGGUGGAAGAUAUGAGUGAUGCUGAGAAGAAGGCUGAGAUACUGCCCAUGAAGGUGCAACAAGUCUACAUCCUCACACAGAUGGGGAAGGUUGAUGAGGCCGAGCAGCUGGCGGCUGCAAUUCCGUUCACUGAGAUCAAAGAGUUGUCGACCCGGCAUAUCGCUCAAGUGAACGGCAUCGCUGCAUCCAAAGAGCACUCGAACCCUUACCUCUCGCAUCGACUUUUCCAUUCUUCGCCUAAGCCUUCCAAGACCGAUCAAUAUUUCUCCUUUCAGACAAACCUCCUCCGCCAAGAUGAAUACGUUAUCAACCUACUCUCACAGAAAUCCUCAGGGGUAGCAUUUUCCACGGAGAAGGUCAUAUCCGCAGCGCCAACACCAUCUCUUUCACCAGCCGUCAACAUGGCCGCAGUCUUGAACGCAGCAGCGCACGCUCGAAGUGCUCCCACUGAAAAGGCUGCACUCAAACAAAUACUACCGCUCCUCGAAAAACGCCCCACAGACGUCGGCCUUAUACUCACUAUCACUCACCUCUACGUCCUCACCGGCAACUAUGCUGCCGCUACGCACCUCUUAGAAUCCUUCUUUGCUCGCCUUUCCCAUUCCGGGUCCGCCUCAAACCUUGAUGUACGCUUCGCCCCUGGUCUAGUUGCCACCCUUGUUUCGCUUUACGUACAGCAAGGCCGCCCUGGAGCCGCAAGAUCAGAACUAUCAAAGGCUGCAGAAUACUGGGGGAAACCGCACAAAUCGAAGACAGAGGCGCCAAGCAAGGCGCUGCUGGUUGCUGCGGGGACAGCGCUUCUGGACACGCAUAAUCAGGAUAACGCUAAGACGGCAGGCGAGAUCUUCAAGGGCUUGUACAACCAAGACAACGAGGACAGAGCGGCCAUCGCCGGAUUGGUAGCCGCUUACAGCGUUACGGACUCAUCCAGCAUCCCAUCAGACCUGACGUCCAUACUUCCCGAAGCCUCGCGCCUCGUCUCGGACAUCGACGCCGUGGCUCUCGAAGAUGCUGGUGUUCCAGCGCUUGCACUGCCUUCCCAACCAUCCGAAUCCCGUAAACGCGCAGCACCAAAGUCAAUUCCGUCGAAGGCGAAGAGGAUACGAAAGGCCCGCAUGCCAAAAGAAUUCGAUCCUAAUAAGAAGAUGGAUGCCGAGCGGUGGCUGCCGAUGCGCGAUCGGAGUUACUACAGGCCGAAGGGCAGGAAAGGGAAGAAGAGGGCUGAAGGCUUUACGCAAGGCGGUAUCGAGGAGAAGGCACCUGUGCAGCAGCAGCAGGGUAGCGGUGGAACGAAGGGGGGAAAGAAGAAGGGCAAGGGGAGGAAGUAA